AGCAGGCAAUGUGGGGUCUCCGCUCGCCUCCCCGGCGUGUCCCUCACCCCACUUUCCCCUCACUCGCAGCCGGCUGCCUGCUCCACCUGAAACACUUGUCCACAGCGUCCUUGUGACACACUUUGAUUACUACGCCUUGAAAUGUGACUCCCGACACUGUGGCUAUCUGCUGGAGUACCCGCUGUUGAUAAACAAAGGAUUCCUUGAAGGCGCACCCCACGGGAGUGUUGGCAAUUUGGGUGGACAAGCGGGCGGAGAGCCAACAUUUUGCCAUGAGCGUGGAUUUGUUUGCGCUCUUUGGCGUGAUGCUCAUCACUUGUUCAGCAAUGGAAGAAACUGUGAUGGACACUCGAGUGGCCACAGCUGAACUGGGCUGGACCGCGUAUCCUAACUCUGGGUGGGAAGAGGUGAGUGGCUACGACGAGAACCUGAACACCAUCAGGACGUACCAGGUGUGUAAUGUCUUCGAGCCCAGUCAGAACAACUGGCUCCUCACCACCUUCAUCGAUCGCAGAGGCGCACAGCGCAUCUACGUGGAGAUCCGCUUCACGGUGCGCGACUGCAGUUCCAUCCCCAACGUUCCCGGCUCAUGCAAGGAGACGUUCAACCUUUACUACUAUGAAUCCGACGCCGUCAUUGCCACCAAAGGAACUGCUUUCUGGAUGGAGGCUCCCUACCUCAAGGUCGACACCAUAGCCGCUGAUGAGAGCUUCUCACAGGUGGACUUCGGAGGACGCCUCAUGAAAGUCAACACAGAAGUCCGCAGCUUCGGGCCCCUCUCGAAGAACGGCUUCUAUUUGGCCUUCCAGGAUUACGGUGCCUGCAUGUCUUUGCUGUCCGUCAGGGUGUUUUAUAAGAAGUGCCCGAGCGUGGUCCAGAACUUUGCAGUCUUUCCGGAGACGAUGACAGGCGCUGAAAGCACCUCCCUGGUCAUCGCCAGGGGGAUUUGCAUUUCAAACUCCGAGGAAGUGGACGUUCCGAUAAAGCUGUACUGUAAUGGAGAUGGGGAGUGGAUGGUUCCGAUCGGCAGCUGCACUUGCAAGGCGGGAUUUGAACCAGACAAUGGCAACGUGUGUCGAGCAUGCCCACCGGGUACCUUCAAGUCAACCCAGGGUCCCGGGCUGUGUCUUCAGUGCCCUCCGAACAGCCGCUCAACCGCUGAGGCCGCCACCAUCUGCGUCUGUCGCAAUGGUUACUACCGUGGUGACGCUGAUCAGCCAGACCAACCCUGCACCAGUGUCCCAUCCAGCCCAAGGAAUGUCAUAUCCAUCGUGAACGAGACCUCCGUGAUCCUGGAGUGGCAUUCUCCGAGGGAGACGGGCGGCCGCGGCGACGUGGUGUACAACAUCUUGUGCAAAAAAUGCCAGGCCGACCGGCGCGCCUGCUCCCACUGCGACGACAAUGUGGAAUUUGUCCCUCGUCAACUGGGUCUGACCGAGACCAGGGUGUUCAUCAGCAACCUGCUGGCGCACACGCUAUACAGCUUCGAGAUACAGGCCGUCAACGGCGUCAGCAAUAAGAGCCCCUACCCGUCGCAGCACGUGUCGAUAGACAUCACCACCAACCAGGCCGCUCCCUCCAUUGUUCCCAUCAUGCAUCAGAUCAGCUCCACCAUGAAUAGCUUCACAUUGUCGUGGCCGCAACCAGAACAACCCAACGGUAUCAUUCUGGACUAUGAGCUACGUUACCAUGAGAAGGACCACGCGGAGAUCAACUCCACCAUCCUGCGGAGCCAAACCAACACGGCGCGUGUGGAGGGCCUGCGCUCGGGUACCGUGUACGUGGUGCAGGUGCGGGCGCGGACCGUUGCUGGUUUUGGCAAAUACAGCAGCAAGAUGUGCUUCCAGACUCUCACAGAUGAAGACUUCAAAUCAGAGCUGAGGGAGCAACUUCCUCUAAUUGCGGGGUCAGCGGCUGCAGGAGUGGUCUUCAUUGUUUCGUUGGUUGCCAUCUCGAUCGUGUGUAGCAGGAAAAGGGCCUACACCAAGGAGGCAGUCUACAGUGACAAGCUGCAACAUUACAGUACAGGACGAGAACUCUCUUUGCGAGCCGACAUGUCUAACUGCCCCUCACCACUGGGCUGCCCGACCCACUUCUCAGGCUCCCCAGGGAUGAAGAUCUACAUCGACCCCUUCACGUACGAAGACCCCAACGAAGCCGUCCACGAGUUUGCCAAGGAGAUUGAUGUCUCGACUGUUAAAAUCGAGGAGGUCAUUGGCGCAGGUGAAUUUGGGGAAGUAUACAAGGGCCGUCUGAAGCUGCCCAGUAAGCGGGAGAUCUUUGUCGCCAUCAAGACCCUGAAGGCGGGCUACGUUGAGAAGCAGAGGCGUGACUUCUUAUCCGAGGCGUCCAUCAUGGGUCAGUUUGACCACCCCAACAUCAUCCGCCUGGAGGGGGUCGUCACGAAGAGCCGACCGGUCAUGAUCGUCACGGAGUUUAUGGAGAACGGAGCCCUCGACUCUUUCCUCAGGCAAAACGACGGUCAGUUCACAGUGAUCCAGUUGGUGGGAAUGAUGCGCGGGAUCUCGGCCGGCAUGAAAUAUCUCUCCGAGAUGAACUACGUGCACCGGGACUUGGCCGCACGCAACAUUCUGGUCAACAGCAACCUGGUGUGCAAAGUGUCCGAUUUCGGCCUGUCGCGCUACCUGCAGGAGGACACCUCUGAUCCCAGCUACACCAGCUCUUUGGGUGGAAAAAUCCCUGUGAGGUGGACUGCGCCGGAGGCCAUCGCAUACAGGAAGUUCACGUCCGCCAGCGACGUGUGGAGUUAUGGCAUUGUCAUGUGGGAAGUGAUGUCAUUUGGAGAGAGGCCCUACUGGGACAUGUCCAAUCAGGAUGUGAUUAAUGCCAUCGAGCAGGACUAUCGUCUGCCGCCGCCUAUGGACUGCCCCAGCGCGCUGCACCAGCUCAUGCUGGACUGUUGGCAGAAGGACCGCAACGUCCGGCCUCGCUUCACAGACAUCGUCAGCACUCUGGACAAGAUGAUCCGUAACCCCGCCAGCCUCAAAGCGGUCGCCAACAUCCCCGCGGUGCCUUCUCAGCCACUGUUAGACAGAUCCAUACCCGACUUCAACACCUUCAGCUCCGUAGAAGACUGGCUCGGUGCCAUCAAGAUGAGCCAAUACCGAGACAACUUCCUCAACUCGGGCUUCACGUCCCUGCAGCUGGUGGCUCAAAUGACCUCAGAGGACUUGCUGCGAAUAGGCGUGACCUUAGCCGGACACCAAAAGAAGAUCCUGAGCAACAUCCAGUCCAUGAGGGUGCAGAUGAGCCAGUCACCCACUGCUAUGGCAUGACAACAGGGGGCGCCGUGCCACGGAGCGGGCAGCAUUCAGAGGACCACCAACAAUAUCACCAAUGGCCCUCGAAUGACUCCCGAUCCGUCGGAACGCGGCAGGGUCGAGACCGUUGUCUUAAUCUGAUCCACACGAGGAGACCAGGGUCUACACUUCCACGCUUAGAAAAAUCCACACGGAGCAGUUCAGGGUCCACGCUUGACACACAAGGAAAAAACUGUGGUGGUUUUUGACCAAAUGGGGGGAAUUCCUCACCAGUCGUCGGGAUUACUUGUUGUACCUCUGUUAUCCGGACUAUUAUAGAAACAACAUGUGAUCUGUGGUUUUUGUUUUUGUUUUUAACUCGUGUGCAAUGAAGAUGCCUUGACCUGGCCAGAGUU
Molecule: messenger RNA, 3676 nt
Organism: Hippocampus comes (tiger tail seahorse)
Lineage: Eukaryota; Metazoa; Chordata; Actinopteri; Syngnathiformes; Syngnathidae
Gene: ephb1
Product: EPH receptor B1
Exons: 16
Coding region: 273-3296 (1007 amino acids)
Biological process (GO): axon guidance; ephrin receptor signaling pathway; protein phosphorylation
Cellular component (GO): plasma membrane; dendrite
Molecular function (GO): ATP binding; transmembrane-ephrin receptor activity; protein binding
Source: RefSeq, a predicted model, not a curated record